This is a messenger RNA of Nematocida homosporus, 1002 nucleotides long. RefSeq lists its product as uncharacterized. The record is from RefSeq and is a predicted model, not a curated record. NCBI's taxonomy places the organism in Eukaryota, Fungi, Microsporidia. The transcript has a single exon. Bases 1 to 1002 code for a protein of 333 amino acids.
AUGGAAGAUAGGGAACCGAUUAAAGCUAUUGAAAUACUUUGUCCUAAUAAAGAAACAACCCAACCAUUGAUACUCUGGCAGAAUUCACAAGAAUCGGAGAUCUUUCUUUAUGCUCAAAGAACAAUGUGGUCACUAUUCUGCUUCGUUCUUUUUAUAGGAACUCUGUACAUUGAGAACAUUAACAACCAGCACUUUUCACUCGGAGAUAUGCGCAUGCUUUUAGCUGGGUCGGGGUUUAUUGUUAGUUUCAUACGAGUUGUAAUUUUGAUUCUGAUAAAGGUCAAUAAGAAGAAAUACUACUUGGAGCAAGAGAACUUGGGCUUGAUGUUUUUACUGGUGAUCAUGAUUUUGGUUCUGGGUGGGAUUUUGUUUAUUGGGUCGAUUCUGCACGUAGUUAUGCUAAUGAUUAUGGCGCAAUAUCCAGACACGCGCCAGAUAAUCAACCAUUCUCUACUGCAGCUGGGGUUGGGUUCAGGGCGAAAUCUAGUGAAGAAUUGCUUGUACGCGGCGGAUUGUAUGAACGCUGCCCUGCUUUUUCUGACUUCGGUCUCCGUGUUUCGCAAACACCGCAGUGUUCUCCUAUUGGGUUGGGUUGUAGCUGUGGCGUCUUGGCUACUGGGCGAUGCCUAUCUAACGCAACUGCACCAGAAUAUUCAGCUGACUCCCAUCGACCCUAAGUCGUUCGCACUCUCACUUGAGCUAUCCCUAAAAACUCUACGUAUUCUGGCCUGGAUUCGGAUGUUGGCCUACAUCCAGAGCUUAACACUUUACCAUAAUUGGGGUAUUUGCCGACAGAUAGUAAUUGGUCUUGAAAAGCGCCUUUCCCCAUAUGCUAAGCACGACAAUGUCUUUGUUGGCUGUGUUCUGCUGCAGCUUGUUGCUUUCUACUCGCCAAUGCUCUGUCUGUAUAUUGUCAAUCGUUCGUUGAAUAUUGAGUGGGCCCGGCCAUGCUAUGUCAUUAUUGAACGGUGGAUCGGGUCAUUUAAUAGUCUCUUUAAGUAA